AUGAUCUCACUAACCAAGGUUAUAGCUAGAAGUCGUUUGUAUGUCCCAGCAGCACGUGCUACUGCUGUGCGUGGAGCCACUCGGUUCCAAUCUGAUUUGGCACAACGAUACCAAGACAAGUUGGCCAAGAAGGCAAAGGAACUCGGGUUAAAGGACACAACUGAGUUGAAAACACACUUGAAAGAUGACAUUGAUCGGAUCAAAAAGGAAAUGAACGCAAUUGAUCCCUUAAAGGAACUUGAAGAAUACGAAAGAAGACAAGCAGCCGAAGUUAAACGGGAGAAUCAGGAUGGAGACCCUCAUACAAUCAAGAUCAGAAGACCAGUAGAUAAACUGGAACCCAAAGCUCCUUAUAAAACAAUGGAAUCAUAUAUUGAUGUGGAUAAGAUUCUGGAAUUACCUAAUGAACAUAUACAAGUGAUUUGGAAGGCAAGAUUUGAACUGGAUCCAAGAAAUCUUCAUGCUGUUUUAACCAGUGAACAAUUUGCUAAGAUAUAUGUUAAUGCCUUCAAAAACCCAAGUUUCAUACUUCCUAUUCCUAAAGGUGAUGGAUACGAAAUGCAUUUUGUCCAAUGGCAGUUUGUUGGACCAGAGACUACACAUUGUAUGAUAACUACCGUGGCCGAAUAUAAAUUACAUAAAGAGUAUGCCAAACCUCACACUUCUAUUACCUUCCACCAAGAAUUGAUAGCCAACAAGAAUUUGGUAUUGAUGAAUGGCUAUUGUGAAACAGAAAGCUCUUUAUCUAUGGACGAAGCCCAACUCUUGGUAUUAAAUGUUCAAAGGUUCUAUGGUGGAGUCGGUAACGAAGAAGGUGCUGCAACAAGACAGAAAUUGUUACAAGAUUUCACCUCUGGAACUGAAACUUUUGAUAUGGAUGCUCUUGUCAAAGAAGCAACUUCUUUUGAAUAA
Molecule: messenger RNA, 912 nt
Organism: Lizanozyma spartinae
Lineage: Eukaryota; Fungi; Ascomycota; Pichiomycetes; Serinales; Debaryomycetaceae
Exons: 1
Coding region: 1-912 (303 amino acids)
Biological process (GO): mitochondrial proton-transporting ATP synthase complex assembly
Cellular component (GO): mitochondrion
Source: RefSeq, a predicted model, not a curated record